GUCCUGUUAAAAACUCAAAGAGACAUUUAAUAAAUAGAACAUGUGUUUUUCUAUAACAUAUGUAAGAUCGGAGCUCUAUCCAUCCUGUGCGAAAAAUGCGCUGUACCAUGGUCUGAAACCCUGCGCCUAUUGAAUAUGUCCCCAGUGGGCUUGAAUCGGAGAGGAGCCAAUACAAGCGGAAGGGAGGCGUGUCUUCGCUCUUCCCCAAGACCUCCCAGAGCAGGUUGUUGCGUUUUGGCUCUAAAGCCUGGAGACCUCCGAAGUGCUCGUCAGUUUUCGAAGUAGGAGCCAUGGCGACAACAGCUCAGUAUAUUCCGAGGAAUAACUCCUUACCGUCUAACCCGCUCAUGCAUCCGGAUUCGGAUAGGAUGCAUCAGGGGACGACCUACAGAGAGGUGCAGAAAAUGAUGCACCACGAGUACUUGCAAGGGCUUGCGGCGACCAACACGGGACACCCGAUGAGCCUGACGCACCACCAGUGGCUGCCCACCUCCAACACCGACUGGUCCAGCGGCACCCACAUCGGACAGCAGGAGCACAAAGCCAGCGUGCAGGCGACCCGGGAGGACCUGAGCAGCGGCUUCCACCACAGAUCUCACCUGGUGCACCAGCAAACGCAGAGUAGCCACCAUGGUUCGUGGGCGCCAACCACGACGCACCACUUAUCCCCGCUGUCCCCAGCAUCAAACGGGCACCAGUCGCUGGUCUACUCCCAGCCUGGAUACACAAACCUCAACGCAAUGCUGAGUCCCCAGCCCGGUUCCCUGCACCAUGGCAUGCGGGACCCGCUCCACGACGAUUCGGGCAGCCACGACAACCAGAUGGAGUCGCCCCAGCAGGCGUUCAGCCACCACCAGGACCACUCGGACGAGGACGCACCCAGCUCCGACGAUCUGGAGCAGUUCGCCAAGCAGUUCAAGCAGCGGCGGAUCAAACUGGGCUUUACGCAGGCGGACGUGGGCUUGGCCUUAGGCACCCUGUAUGGAAACGUCUUUUCUCAGACCACAAUCUGCAGGUUUGAGGCGCUGCAGCUCAGCUUCAAGAACAUGUGCAAACUUAAGCCGCUCCUAAACAAGUGGCUGGAGGAGACAGACUCAAACACUGGCAGUCCCACCAAUUUGGACAAGAUUGCUGCGCAGGGCAGGAAACGAAAGAAGAGGACCUCCAUUGAAGUGGGGGUGAAAGGGGCGCUGGAAAAUCAUUUCUUAAAAUGCCCAAAGCCGUCUGCUCAUGAAAUCAGCACUUUAGCCGGCACUCUGCAGUUGGAAAAAGAGGUUGUCCGUGUUUGGUUUUGCAACAGAAGACAAAAAGAGAAAAGAAUGACACCAGUUGGGGUCCCUCACCCGAAUAUGGAGGACGUAUAUUCCCAAGCAGAGACCCCUCCUCUACACCGCACACUACAGAGUCCUGUACAGUGACUGUUUUCAUGAACAAUCCGAGCAUUUCCGCGGGGGGAUAGAAAAAGGGAAAAAGGGACUAUGGAGUUUACAGUAUUUAAGUUUGGCUUUUGUUUUCCUGAGAGAAAAAGAGACAUGGAAAAAAAGUUGAACAGAUGAGUUUUGCCCUUAGUAUUUCGGAGAUCGUCAUGUCCAGCAAAUAGAUGGCAAGAGGGGAAAAAUGUUAAGAUAAAAAAACAAAAAAAAAAAAAUCAAGAAAAAAAAGACAAAAAAAUCUUCGCUAUUACUGAUUCCGUGCGCAUUUAAAGUGAAACAAAGAUCUUUAUUUACCAAAAUUAUAUGGAGGAGAAGGCAUAUAAAGUAAAUUUGAUAUCCCAUGGCUGUUUCAAAUGGGGGAGUAAUUAAAUGUGGCAACUGAGGCCAUCUCCUCCUGGUGUACCAUGAACUGUUGGCGCUCACCAGAAUGAGGUGGCUGCCUGAAAAAUGAUCAACACUGGAGAUGAGUAGCCUACACUGAAUGAACAUUUUUGCUUUUUCAGGCUUAAACUGAUUAACCAGAUUUCUGAAUAUUAGUGUAUACUUUCUUUGUUAUAUUAAGUGUGAUGUUUUUGGUUUGGAAAUACUUUUAACUUCAGUGUCUCUCUAUGAUUUCUGUCAUUAUUUUUGCUAUAGGUACUGUAACUCAUCAGAGCAGCCUCUCAUUUUUCUCUUUACUCAGUGGGAGUUGAUGGUGGGAAAAGUGAUGGAAAUUAUGGCACCCGAAAACACACAUAAUUAAGGUCAGAUUUGUUUCAGAGGAAAAAAAUGUCCAAUGCAACAGGACGUUUAAGUUCUGACUGCAUGCCUUAAAACAUUUAAAGCUUUGCAGCUGACCACGUCGAAAUUUGCAAACAGCACUAGACGCUAAAAGGGAAAUUACAUUAAAAAAAAAAAGAAAAGGAAAAAAAUUAUUUUUUUUUGGGGGGGNGGGGGUUCCUUUUGUUCAAAUUAUUGUUUUCUUUGCAUGGAGCACUUAUUCUUUCGUUGAUAUUAUUAUUGCGAUUUUAUAUUUGUUGAUAAAAUUGUGAGUGGAGCUGAUCUCCAUAGGUUUAAACACACACACACACACACACACAGAAAAAAUCCCAUGUUUACAGGUUCCUGGUUAUCACCACAGAGCGCUGUCAGCUCACACUGCUUACUGCCUGUUAAUCCUAUUGUAUUCCAAACAUUUCAAGAGAGAUUGGUCAAAAAAUGAAAAGUAAUAAUAACUCAGGUAACUUCAGUGCCCCAUGUCGGAAUAUCACGCCUGUACAUGAUUUUAUUUUCCUCUUGUGUUUUUUUAGAUGUUUCAAUCUGGUUCACCGUUUUUUUUUUAUUUCCUUUGUCCCACAAAUCCACUGUAUUAUAUUAAAACGCUGGAUUCAGAGAAAAGAAAAUAAUAAUAAUAAUUCCAAAAAGGGGAAGCGAUGAAGGGACUUAACUUUAGAUCUAUUUAUUUUUUUCUGACCUGAAAGGAAAUCUGAAAAAUCUCAUGCGUUGUGUGUCAUUUCUCAAUGUUGGACCAGUCCAAAAGCCUACAGCAGUGCUAUUCAAUACAAAAUGAGGGAAACUUUGUUUUUUGUUUUUCAAGAAAAAAUAAUAGUUAAAAAGAAAAAAAGAUUUUAGAGAAAAUGUUGCCAGGAUUAUUUCCGAUAUGUAAAUAUGUCCAAUAUGUAAACUUGUAUUUGUUCUGAGAUAUUGUUUUGUUUUUGUUUCUUUCCGGGCAGUUUUGUACACUUACUAAUUCCAAGAAGAUAUUUUAAUAUGAUUUCAUUUAUGAAUCUGACCAUUUAUAUAUAUAUAUUUAUUUCUUAAACGUGUUUGGAGCUUUUUUGUUUAGCUCUGUUAAUGGUUAUGUUGCAGUGGAUUCCAGUAUGUUUUUCCUUUUUGUUUACUACAUUGGUUGUAUGUUGAUUGCUAAAUGUAGACUGCAAAGUCACAUUUAUAUUUAUGUUAUAGUAAUAUUUUAUUACUUACAUAAAACAUAUAUACAAGAAAUGGUCUUUUGUCUUCAUUAAGAUCCCAAAAAACCCUCUCGUCCUCUUUGUUGCUGUCUAUGAUUGUGGCAUCAUCAGCAGGCAAACAAGAUAAACAUGAUCAUAAAGUUUAAUGCUGUCCGGGGUGCUGAGCAUCGGGAAGUGGUCAGCACGCCAUGUGUUCACUUUAAAUAGCAGUGGUUCGUUAUGUAACAGGGGGUCGUUUAAAUCAAAAGCUGUGUACAUGUGCUGUUAAAGGGAAUAGACAACAGUAUUUUACCUCAGGCAUUCCCUGCUAAGUUCACACAGUCUCUGACGUUGUUCACAUCUUUGUGUAAUAAUCGCAGUAUUAAAUUGUGCAAUAUCAA
This is a messenger RNA of Epinephelus lanceolatus (giant grouper), 3762 nucleotides long. It is a transcript of the gene pou3f1, whose product is annotated as POU class 3 homeobox 1. Gene Ontology annotation, molecular function: RNA polymerase II cis-regulatory region sequence-specific DNA binding; DNA-binding transcription factor activity, RNA polymerase II-specific. Lineage: Eukaryota; Metazoa; Chordata; Actinopteri; Perciformes; Serranidae. The record is from RefSeq and is a predicted model, not a curated record. Gene Ontology annotation, cellular component: nucleus. Gene Ontology annotation, biological process: brain development; regulation of transcription by RNA polymerase II.